This is a messenger RNA of Haemonchus placei, 210 nucleotides long. NCBI's taxonomy places the organism in Eukaryota, Metazoa, Nematoda, Chromadorea, Rhabditida, Trichostrongylidae. The record is from the annotation of a GenBank genome assembly.
AUGAACUACGUGGCUGAAAUUCACUCAACGGGCCCGAUUGUCGUCCACUGCAGCGCUGGCGUCGGUCGCUCGGGUUCCUACAUUUUGGUGGACAGCAUGCGACGACAUUUGAUCAGUUUUCGCAAAUUAAAUCUCAUGGGUCAUCUAAUUCAUAUGAGGAGACAAAGAGAAAAACUUGUCCAAACCGUGGUAAGUAAGAGAUUACUAUGA